AUGGCCGCGAAGCAGCAGCAGCAGCAGCACCACCACCACUUCCUGAUCGUCACGUACCCGGCGCAGGGGCACGUCACCCCGGCGCGUCACCUCGCGCGCCGCCUGGCCAGCGCGUGCCCCGGCGCGCGCGUCACCAUCUGCGCUCCGCUCUCGGCGUUCCGGAAGAUGUUCCAAAGGCCGGCCGCCGCCGCCGCUGUGACUGUGACGGGGAGGAGGAGUGUGGCGACGGCGAUGAGAAGGUCACGCAAGAACGGCGGGGUCACGCUCGCUGGCCGGUGUGCUCCGCCGCCUCCGCGACGACAGGCGCCCGUCACGUGCGCCGUGUACACGCUGCUCCUGCCGUGGGUGUCGGGCGUCGCCCGGGACCACGGAGUGGCGGCGACGGCCGUGUUCUGGAUCCAGCCGGCCACGGCCCUCGCCGCGUACUACCACUACUUCCGCGGCCACCGGGACGCCGUCGUUGCCGCCGCGGCGUCCGGGGACCCGUACGCCGAGGUGCGGCUCCAGGCCUCCGCCGCUCCGCGUCCGCGACCUGCCGUCGUUCCUCGCCGUCACCUCCGACGACGACCCGUUUGCGUUCGUGCUCCCGGAGUUCCGCGAGCUCGUCGACGCGAUCGAACGCGACGACGACGGCUCCUCGUCCUCGAAGCCGAAACCCCGACGUACGUGCUCGCCAACACCUGCGACGCCAUGGAGCCCGACGCGCUCGCGUCGCUGAGGCUCCCCACGUGGACGUCUUCGCCGUCAGGCCCGUGCUGUCUUUCCUGCACGAAGCGGAUGACGCCGGCAGGCGCGCCCCGUCUCCGUCUCCUCCUCGUGACGUCUUUGAACCACGACAAGAGCGGGUACCUCGGCUGGCUGCCUGCUCCCCGCUUGGCAUGCUCCAUGAGCGCCGCGUCCUCCUGGUCUAGAGCAUCCAGCAGCUCGCGCAGUUGCCGGCGGCUCAGCACGGCCAGGUACGACGCGACAGCGCCGCGGGGGGCGGGCACCGGGCGCGAGGAGCGACACGGCCUGUGUGGCGCCGUCGACGCCCACGGGCUCGUCGUCGUGGUCGUUGUUGCGCGUGGGGCCUUGGUCGGAGGGCGGCGGUGGGCGCUGCGCCAGGUCCACGCGGAGGUCGCGGCCACGGAGGCCCGUCCGUGCAGGUUGCGGCAGGCGCUGAGGGCCGUCUCGUUGCCGAGGUACUGGACGAAGGCGAAACCCUGGGGUCGGCUUCCGCCGCCCUUGAGAGCACCUGCACCUCGCCACUGUAUGACGAAAUUUUCGCAUAUAAUUAUUUAA
This is a messenger RNA of Miscanthus lutarioriparius, 1281 nucleotides long. NCBI's taxonomy places the organism in Eukaryota, Viridiplantae, Streptophyta, Magnoliopsida, Poales, Poaceae. The record is from the annotation of a GenBank genome assembly.